AUGAUCAAUAAAAAAAGAACACUUGAUAAUACUCAAGGUAUGGCAUUUCAAGUGUUACUCAUUUGUUUGAUUUUCACCAUCGUGAUUGCAUCCUUAAUGUGGAGAAAACAAAACAAGACCCUCCUUCCACCAAGUCCAAUGGCCCUCCCCAUCAUUGGUCACCUCUACCUUCUCUCCUCAAUACCUCACCAAGAUUUUCACAAGCUCUCAAUCCGCUAUGGACCCAUCAUGCACCUUUUCCUCGGCUCAGUCCCUUGUGUGGUGGCUUCCACCGCACAAGCAGCCAAAGAGUUCCUCAAAACUCACGAAGCCUCCUUCUCCAACCGCCCUGCUGAAGCCGUAGCCGUUGAGGCCUUAACCUACGGCUUCCAAGACUUCUUCUUCGCACCCUACGGACCCUACUGGAAGUUCAUGAAGAAACUGUGCAUGUCUGAACUUCUCGGUGGCCACAUGCUGGACCAGCUCCUUCCCGUGAGGCAGCAAGAGAGCAAGAGAUUCAUCCAACGCGUGCUUCAAAAAGGGGUGGCUGGUGAGGCCGUGGAUUUCGGAGGAGAGUUGAUGACACUCUCGAAUAACAUCGUGUCGAGAAUGGCCGUGAGUCAGACGAGUACUGAGAACGAGAAUGACAUCGAAGAGAUGAAGAAGCUGGUGGCGGAUUCUGCAGAGCUCGUGGGGAAGUUCAACAUAUCGGACUUCAUUUGGUUCUUGAAGCGUUUCGAUUUGCAAGGAUUCAACACGAGGCUCAAGAAAACUCGGGACAAGUUCGAUGCUGUGUUGGACAGAAUCAUAAAGCAGCGUGAAGAGGAAAGAAGGAUCAACAACCAAACCGGUGGAACACGUCCGUUUAAGGAUAUGCUUGAUGUUUUAUUGGACAUGUUCGAAGAUGAGAGUUCCGAAAUCAAACUAAACAAAGACAAAAUUAAGGCCUUCAUCCUGGACAUAUUUGUUGCUGGGACUGACACAUCAUCAGUAACCAUAGAAUGGGCUAUGGCAGAGUUAAUCAACCAUCCACAUGUGUUGGAGAAGGCAAGGCAAGAAAUAGAUGCAGUGGUUGGAAAGAGUAGAAUAGUAGAAGAAUCAGACAUUAACAACCUUCCUUACCUGCAAGCCAUUGUUAAAGAAACAUUCAGGCUUCAUCCAGCUGGUCCAUUACUUCUUAGAGAGUCAUCAAGAAGUGUAGUGGUCUGUGGGUAUGAUAUUCCUGCCAAGACUCGAUUAUUUAUCAACAAUUGGGCUAUUGGUAGGGACCCCAAUCUGUGGAAAAACCCUCUUGAGUUCAGACCAGAGAGGUUUAUUGGUGAAGAGGAAUUGGAUGUUAGGGGACAACAUUACAAUCUACUUCCUUUCGGAAGUGGAAGAAGAAGGUGCCCUGGUAUUUCUCUAGGAUUACAAGUUGUGCAUGUGAAUCUGGCUCUGAUGAUUCAGUGUUUCCAAUUGAAGGUUAAUGGUGGUAAUGGCAAAGUGGACAUGGAAGAGAAGUCUGGCCUCACUCUUCCAAGGGCUCACCCUUUAUUUUGUGUUCCUGUUCCAAGGCUUAACCCAUUCCCUGCUAUGUGA
Molecule: messenger RNA, 1557 nt
Organism: Sphenostylis stenocarpa
Lineage: Eukaryota; Viridiplantae; Streptophyta; Magnoliopsida; Fabales; Fabaceae
Source: the annotation of a GenBank genome assembly